Molecule: messenger RNA, 2744 nt
Organism: Callorhinchus milii (elephant shark)
Lineage: Eukaryota; Metazoa; Chordata; Chondrichthyes; Chimaeriformes; Callorhinchidae
Gene: ppp2r3b
Product: protein phosphatase 2, regulatory subunit B'', beta
Exons: 14
Coding region: 525-1937 (470 amino acids)
Biological process (GO): protein dephosphorylation
Cellular component (GO): protein phosphatase type 2A complex
Molecular function (GO): protein phosphatase regulator activity; calcium ion binding
Source: RefSeq, a predicted model, not a curated record
UGAAGCUGAUUUGAUUGACCUCGCCGAACCAUUGGCCCACAGCUGGAUAUUUCAGUCAAGCAAGCUUUUCCUCUCUUUAGUCUGGCUGAAGGAAAGAGUGAAUGAAGCGGCUAUGAAAGCUGAGCUUCUGAACAUUCUCUUACAUCCCUGUAGUUUCUGGCUGGAUUGAUUGUCGCUUGUGCCUUUGCUCGGCCCGGUCCCAAACAACAGGUUUGUUUCUUUUCAUAACCACCCAUUAAGACUUUGGAAUGUGGGCUGCAGAAAGGGCAGGCCCCAAAGUGACUUUCCAGGAUCAGUGGUUGAAUAAGCCAAGAUCCUUGUGAUGUAUGGAACAGUAUGUUAAACCUACUCUGAAUAUCACAGCACAGAUCCACAGAUGCAGUGGCGAGUUAAAGGGUGGAUUUGCUCAAACUGCAAGCGAGGGAGCUGCUUUCCGUAACCACAACUCAUGGCCUGUUUCUAACUGGAUUUUGUUUUGUUAAAACACUUCGAUCCGAGUGUGUGCACAGUUUCUAUCUUUGACGAUGAUGAUAAAGGACACUUCACUGCGUCAGGAUCCAGACCUCAGGAAAGAAUUAGCUCUUCUGGCCCGGGGAUGUGACCUUGUUUUUCCAUCAAGAUUCAAGAAGAGGCUGAAAGCUUUUCAGCAAGUGCAGGUUCAAGCAAAGAAAGAAGAUCUCUUACCACCAGCACUGAGGGAAACUAUUCCAAGGUUUUAUUUCCCCCGAGGUUGUCCAAAACUAAACUAUAACAUAGACGCUGUCAUUGCCAGGAUAGAAAAUGCUUUCACCGAAUUUGAGAAUGAAAAGGCAACUCUGGAAGACAUGGGAAAAGUUGCGAAGGUGUGUGACUGUCCUUUUUAUUGGAAAGUCCCCUUGUUCUGUGCUGCUGGUGGAGAAAGAACAGGAUGUGUGUCUGUUCAUAAAUUCAUCGCAAUGUGGAGAAAAAUCUUGCAGAAUUGCCACGACGAUGCAUCUAAAUUCCUACGUCUUCUGGCGAAGCCUGGGUGCAGUUAUGUAGAGCAAGAGGAUUUCAUUCCAUUGAUACAGGAUGUGGUGAACACACACCCUGGGUUAACGUUUCUUCGUGAAGCAGCAGAAUUUCACACUAGAUAUGUCACCACAGUCAUCCAGAGGAUAUUUUACACAGUGAACAGAUCAUGGACAGGACGAAUAACUAGUACAGAAAUUAAGAGAAGCUGCCUUCUUCAGAACAUAGCUUUGCUGGAAGAGGAAGAAGACAUCAAUCAACUCACAGAAUUCUUCUCCUAUGAGCACUUUUAUGUGAUCUAUUGUAAAUUCUGGGAACUCGAUACCGACCAUGACCUCUACAUUGAUCAGAAAGACCUGGCAAGACACAAUGAUGACGCUAUAUCCAAUAGAAUGGUUGAGAGGAUCUUCUCUGGAGCAGUUACAAGGGACAAGAAACCUCACAAAGAGAGAAAAAUCGGUUAUGCCGACUUUGUGUGGUUCUUGAUUUCAGAAGAAGAUAAAACGACACAAACAAGUAUUGAAUACUGGUUCCGUUGCAUGGAUCUCGAUGGAGAUGGGGUGCUGUCCAUGUAUGAACUGAACUAUUUCUAUGAGGACCAGUGCAAAAAACUAGAGUGCAUGUCCAUUGAGCCAUUGCCUUUUGAGGACUGCCUUUGCCAAUUGCUUGAUCUUGUCAAGCCAGUAUGUGAAGGAAAAAUCACCCUGCACGACCUGAAGAAGUGUAAGAUGGCGAACGUAUUUUUCGAUACGCUUUUUAAUAUCGACAAAUAUCUGGAGCACGAGCAGAAGGAUCCGUUUUCUAUCCAACGGCAGGACGUAGAAAGUGAUGGCCCAGAGCUGUCUGACUGGGAGAGAUUCGCUGCAACUGAGUAUGAAAACCUGGUGGCUGAAGAAGCAGCCAACGAUCAGUGGAAUGACGGGGACUCUGAGCUGUCUGACUACUAAAGGAUCAAAUCUAGAUGAAGUCAUACUGAGAAUAUCCAGAUCAUUUGAAAAAUCAGCAACAGAGAAAAUCGAGCAGUUGACACGGCCAGUGGUGUGGAUGGAGUUGAUAUUGAUGGACAGGAGAAUGAUUUAUGUGACCGUUCCAUUCGCAGUUGCCAAAGUAUACGAGUGAGUCUGCAGCUGGCCUGCUUUCCAGAACUUUUAAUAUCAGCAACAACAAUAAAAAAAAAACAAGGAAUCUAGUCUGAGUGUGUGAGCUGGCCCCUUCGACCCCUGCCCCCAAUCUGUAAAAGAUUUAGGCAAUUGGAUCGCUUUCCGGGGGUAAUAAUCCCUCCAAAAAAAAAUCUGGUCACUCAAUCCAAAAUAGUGGCACCUUGUACCACUGGAAUCCUAACCCUAACGCAUAUUCAUGUUCGGAUCAAUUGUCACUACAUUCCACUAAUCCAAAAGCUGCCCACCCCCCCGUAUUGAUGUAUCAACACAGAUUGAGUUUCUAUCCAUGUUCCAUUGCCCAGUGAACCAACCCUCUGCACUGUCAUUUGCACCGAGAAGUGCCUUAACCGUUUUUAGCAAGAAACGGGUGUGAGAUUUUUAUGUACGAAAACCCUUUUGUGACAAAUGGGAAUUUUUUUUGCUGUAGCGAGCGUGAUUAAGUUAUUAGGAGAAAGCAGACAAAAAAAAAGCUGUAUAUAAUACAUUUGUGUAUAAUUCAUUCGUAGAGACUUGCCGUGUAUAUUUGUGUUGUGCUUUUCGAUGUUCGAAAUCAUGUUCUUAACGCAUUUUCAAAAUAAAGUAUUUAAACAAAAA